UUUCGCGGCAGAAACUUCAAAGCUCCUAGCACGCUUUUAGUAAUGGCAAAGUAGCUUAGAGUGUUGCUUAGAACCACCCUUUACUCUUUACUUCGAGGCGAAGUAAAUGUGGUGCUGUGUCAAUGGAAACGACAUUGGGAUCGUCGCCACACAAUGAGGCUGUCUCACAUUACGCUGCUCCAGGAUGGUCGGGGACGAAUAACAAUUGGAGAAGCAACCAGGACAGAACAGCAAGGAGCAGGACACACAAACACCUCAUGCUCGAGCCCGUUGAGUAAAACAAGAUUCCAUCUUCAGAACACAAGGACCAGGGGUGUUAACUUCUCAUUAAAGAAGAUCCAAGUGAUACCUGCGCAUUUGAGUUCUUGAGUCUCAUCCUUAUGGAUCUGCAGCUGCAAGAAAUGUGCCUGUCCCCAAAGUUCGGUGUUCAGCUUUCGAAAGUAAAAUUGGAACCUCCUGAUGCUGCGCAUCUACAUGAACAGGAACAGAUACAGGAACAGUACUGCAGCGAGUCUCCUUCAAGAAGUAAUAGUUACGGAGUGACAGUUUGGACGUGUGACAUUAAAGAAGAACCUCGAGAGGAGUCUUCAAAGGAACAUGCAAUCGUGGAAGUCAAAACGGAGCCUUAUAACGUUGCAAUCUUGACUGGACAGGACCAAAUGGGACAUAAGUGUGAUUCAACAUCAGAAGGCAUGACAGCUGGGAUGUGUGACGUUAAAGAAGACCGUCAAGAGGACACUUCGAAUGAACAUAGAAUCAUAGAAGUCAAGACAGAGCCUUAUGACGUUGCCGUCUUGACAGAACAGGACCAGAUGGUACACAACUGUGGUUCAAGAUCAGAAGCAGCAAGAGAGAGUCCCACUACUCCUCCAUCGGAUGCUCAGAUGGGAGAGACGGGUAUUGGGUGCGACAUCUGUUCCUCUGUUCCUGGGUUCUCAUGGUCUGGGAGUGACGAGAACCACGUGUCGAAGCAUACAGACGAGAAGCCAUGCAAGUCCAAUCUCUGUUCUGCACAGUUCCGGCGGAGCACGAGCCCAUGGUGUCACAAGCGAGCACAUACGGGCAAGGAGCCGCACAAGAGUGAUCUCCGCCUUGCGGAGUUCAGCCAGAUUGCGCACCUGCAGCUGCAGAAACGAGCACACACAGACAAAAACCGAUACAAGUGUGAUGUCUGCCCUGCGCAGUUCAGCCAGAGCCGCCACCUACAGUAUCACAGGCGGACACACACGGGCGAGAAGCCAUACAAGUGCGAUGUCUGCCCUGCAGAGUUCAGCACGAGUGUCCAGCUACAGUAUCACAGGCGGACACACACGGGUGCGAAGCCAUACAAGUGCGAUGUCUGCCCUGCAGAGUUCAGCCAGAGCGGGAACCUACACCAGCACAAGCGGGCACACACGGGCGAGAAGCCAUACAAGUGCGAUGUCUGCCCUGCAGAGUUCAGCAGGAGCGGGAACCUACAGCGGCACAAGCAUACACAUACGGGCGAAAAGCCGUACAAGUGCAAUGUCUGCCCUGCACAGUUCAGCACGAGUGUCCAGCUACAGUAUCACAGGCGGACACACACGGGUGAGAAGCCAUACAAGUGCGAUGUCUGCGCGGCAGGGUUCAGCCGGAGUGGGAGCCUACAGCGUCACAGCCGGACACACACGGGUGAGAAGCCAUACAAGUGCGAUGUCUGCCCUGCAGAGUUCAGCCAGAGUGGGAACCUACACCAGCACAAGAAGACACACACGGGCGAGAAGCCAUACAAGUGCGUUGUCUGCGCAGCAGGGUUCAGCCGGAGUGGGAGCCUACAGUAUCACAGGCGGACACACACGGGUGAGAAGCCAUACAAGUGCGAUGUCUGCCCUGCAGAGUUCAGACAGAGCGGGAACCUACAGCAGCACAAGCGGACACACACGGGCGAGAAGCCGUACAAGUGCGAUGUCUGCCCUGCACAGUUCAGCACGAGUCUCCAGCUACGGUAUCACAGGCGGACACACACGGGUGCGAAGCCAUACAAGUGCGAUGUCUGCCCUGCAGAGUUCAGCCAGAGCGGGAACCUACACCAGCACAAGUGGACACACACGGAUGAGAAGCCGUACAAGUGCGAUGUCUGCCCUGCACAGUUUAAGACGAGUGUCCCCCUACAGUAUCACAGGCGGACACACACAGGCGAGAAGCCAUACAAGUGUGAUGUCUGCCCUGCAGAGUUCAGCCAGAGCGGGAACCUACACCAGCACAAGCGUACACAUACGGGCGAAAAGCCAUACAAGUGCGAUGUCUGCCCUGCAGAGUUCAGCCAGAGCGGGAACCUACACCAGCACAAGCGUACACAUACGGGCGAAAAGCCAUACAAGUGCGAUGUCUGCCCUGCAGAGUUCAGCCAGAGCGGGAACCUACACCAGCACAAGUGGACACACACACACGGACGGGCGAGGAGCCAUACAAGUGCGAUGUUUAUCCUGCCGAGUUGAGCAAGAGCACGAAGCUGUGGAACCACAAGUGCAGGCACGAGGGCGAGAAGCCAUAGAAGCGCGAUGUUUCUCCUGCAGACUUCAGCCAGAACACAAGUACGUCUUUUUACAAGGGAAAACGCACGUGUAAGAAGCUGUACGAGUGCAGUCCCCUCUCUUGCAAAGUUCAGCCAUGGCAAUGAUCUUGCGGCACUAUGUGCAGGGGAGAAGCCAUACACAAGUGCCAUGUCUACCGUGCAGAGUUCAGCCAGAACACAAAUCUGAACAAUUAUAAAUGCGCACACACGGGCCAGAAGCCAUACAGGUGCGAGUUCUGACCUGCAGGGUCGCCCACAGAACGAAUUGCAAUGUCAUAAGCAGACACAUAUGACAGAGGAUCCCUACAAGUGGGAUGUGCGUCUUGCAGAGUUCAGCCACAGCGUGGGCCUGUGGCAUCACAAGUAGACACAGACAGAUAUGUGAAACCAUACAGAAGUAUUCUCUGUUCUACAAACUUGGCAUAGCAUUCCGCAUGCUGACUCCACUAAUAUAUCUGAAAUGUCGUGCCGCAAUAGAGUUGAAUUGCACAGAAACUUCGAAGAUCCCUUGCUCGCGUUGCACCGUGCUUAAAGUUGAAAAUUAGA
Molecule: messenger RNA, 3079 nt
Organism: Ornithodoros turicata
Lineage: Eukaryota; Metazoa; Arthropoda; Arachnida; Ixodida; Argasidae
Product: zinc finger protein 883-like
Exons: 6
Coding region: 381-2456 (691 amino acids)
Biological process (GO): regulation of transcription by RNA polymerase II; urogenital system development; embryo development
Cellular component (GO): nucleus
Molecular function (GO): RNA polymerase II transcription regulatory region sequence-specific DNA binding; DNA-binding transcription factor activity, RNA polymerase II-specific
Source: RefSeq, a predicted model, not a curated record